CCAGAGAAAGGCAAGAGGGGAGAGCUUUAGGUCUCUUAGAAAGGAAGCUAAAGAAAGUCAUGUUGAAUGAUCUGCUACUCUAAUUCAGACAUUUCCCAGAGAGUGAGUUAAUGAGGAAAAGUUUGGGAUCAGAAGGAAAGCGCUGGACUUAGAAGCUGAGGAUCUGGUUAAAGCUGGACUGCUGCAUUGAUCUUUUUCUUUGGCUGGCAGAGUACAGCCGUGUUCUCCAGUGUGAACUGUGUAACUGACUGUCACGCUACCAAUUCACACCCUAUUGGAAAGACUCAUGGUCUGUAACCUUAUGGCAGCCAGGACUGCACAGCCCUAGGACUUUGGGUACCUCUUGGAUAAAGCCAUGGAAGUUGUGGAUGAGACGGAGGCUUUACAACGCUUCUUUGAAGGACAUGAUAUUAAUGGAGCUUUGGAACCAUCAAUUGACACCAGUAUCCUAGAGGAUUACAUUAGCAAGGAGGACUCUCCUGAUAUCUGUUUUGCGGAUAUCCCUUCCUCAUCCGGCUAUGCAAACCCAGGUCAGCCGUGUACUUCUGCUGCAGGCCACUUGCCAGCUGUCAUUUCCGUCGGUCAUGCUGGACCAUCCGGCUCAGGUGGUGUCCUUCACAUGGGACAACAGAUGCCAGUACGGCCCGGGAUGGGUGGCACAUGUGCAGGCCCACCUUACCAGUCACAUGUUAAUUGCAGUAACGGCAACGCCAUGCUCAAUCCCAAAGGAUACCCGGGCCCUGCCAUGUGCAUGAGUGGACCUGGUCUUCCCAUCAAGGCAGAACCUAAAACCAGCUAUGCAGCCGGCACUUUACCUGACUCCCCCCCUUCGGUCAGGGAAGAGAGAAGCUUUGCUGAGGAACAUUACACCACCAGAGUGGAGGACCCUCAUCUGCUUCGCACUAUGACCCCAGAAAAUCUCUGUCACAUUACCCCACCUUCCCGCCUGGAGCACCCACCACCACCACCUCACCUACAAGGCCAGCCCCCUCCACACCCUGCUCACCAGCAGCACUAUCCUAGCAUGCAACGGGAUCUCUACUUGAAAGUGGAGUCAAUGAUGCCCCAAUACCCUCCCCUUGGACCUGGAAUGCCCCCCGCAGACCUUCAUCAUGCACAGCAGUCUCAGAUGCUUCAUCAGCUUCUGCAGCAGCAGCAUAGCUCAGAGCUCCCAGUGCACCCAACAAAGAAGAGGAAACACUCGGACUCUCCAAACUUGAGGGAUCAAGUAUCUAAUGGAGGCAUGGUGAAACAGGAGCCGGGUCUCAUGCAAGACAAUGACAGUCUUAAUGGUUCCUACUUGGAUCCCAACUACCAGUCAAUAAAAUGGCAGCCGCACCUACAGAAUAAAUGGGUGACCCUGUAUGACAGCAACUACAAAGAACUCCCAAUGCCGACCUACAAAGUGGAUGCAGAUAAAGGGUUUAACUUCUCAGUGGGAGAUGAUGCCUUUGUAUGCCAGAAGAAGAACCACUUUCAAGUCACAGUAUACAUUGGCAUGAUUGGAGAGCCUAAAUACGUCAAAACCCCUGAUGGUAUUUUACCUCUGGAGUGCUUCUUCUUAAAAUUAAAUGGUGUUAAGUUAGAGGCUAUUAACCAGAGCAUCAGUAUUGAGCAGUCGCAGUCUGACCGAAGCAAACGUCCGUUCCAUCCUGUUACGCUCACUCUUCCUCCAGACCAGGUUACGAAAGUGACAGUGGGGCGACUCCAUUUCAGUGAAACUACAGCAAAUAACAUGAGAAAGAAAGGAAAACCCAAUCCGGACCAAAGAUAUUUUCUCCUGGCCUCAAAUCCUGGACAGUUUGAGAGCGACAGUGAAGUUCUCUGGCAGCGGGGACAGCUUUCAGAUACCGUCUUCCACCAUGGACGCAUUGGCAUCAACACAGAAAGGCCAGAUGAAGCUCUUGUGGUACAUGGGAAUGUAAAAAUUAUGGGCUCGUUAAUGCAUCCAUCUGACAUCCGAGCCAAGGAGGACAUUGAGGAGGUUGAUACUACUGAACAGCUAAAACGAAUCUCCCAGAUGCGUCUUGUUCAUUAUCAUUACAAGCCAGAAUUUGCCAGCACAGUUGGGCUUGAUGACCGAUCAGAAACAGGAGUGAUUGCUCAGGAGGUGCAGGAGAUCCUUCCCGAGGCAGUAAAAAAGACUGGGGAUGUGACAUGUGCCAACGGCGAAACCAUUGAGAAUUUCUUAGUAGUGAACAAGGAGAGAAUCUUCAUGGAGAAUGUAGGUGCAGUCAAGGAGCUCUGUAAGCUAACAGACAACUUGGAGACUCGUAUUGAUGAACUGGAGAGGUGGAGUCGCAAGUUGGCCAAACUCAGGCGGCUUGACAGUAUGAAGAGCACUAACAGCCACACAGGAAGCCAGUUCAGCCGUGCAGGAAGUCUUCCUUUUAAGCAACGUCCUUCCAAAAUCAUGGGCAAGUCGGUACCACCCCCAGCUGAGCAGAGCUGUGUCAGCCAACGAUUCCUCCAAGCAACCAUCAUUGUUUUAGUCAUUAUCAUGGCUUUCAGUGUUAUCUCAAUGACAACGCUAUAUGUGUUGAAUUUACGCAGCGAGGAUGACCUUUUGGAUAUGGAUGGUGUUUUCACUCCACCUGGUACCUGCACUCUCACUUUCUUCCGAAAGGUCCGUCUCAAUCUCCCUUUUGCUGUGUGUACACGCUCAAGUCAGAACUUUGAAACCACACAGCUGAGAAGUUCCACCACCCCACCUAUACACGUCACAGAAAGUACAGAUUGGCUACACAAACAGAAUCCUUCCAUCACAAUAGACCUUUGUCUCAACCCGCCGUGUCAAGCUAUCUGCUGCUCCACCCCUCCUAGUAUGUCUACUUCUCCUGCUGUCACACAUGGUAAAACAGCUUCUCGUCCGGACACCUCAGUAUCAGACAAUGCUUCAUCAGUCACCAUCAGGAAGGCAAAAUCCCGGGUCCUGGAUAAGAACCGCAACCAUUUACAAACUCCAGCUCGCCCUGUAAGUCCUCCACCCCAGUACACUCAGAGCAAAACUAAACACAGCCCCAACAGCCUGCCUGGUCAGGACCUGCGCAACAAGAGAAGUGUGGAGGAAGAGACCAUGGUCACAAAUACUGCUGACGUCACACAAGCAAAUGCAAAUGAAUCCCGUGCUGUUGUUUCUUCUAUUCGCCUGGUGGAGACCGACACUCUCCUUACAGAUCAGCUGUGUUCCUCUCAAGGCACCUGCAGUCCAGGCAAUUACUCGUAUUCACUCCCUCUCAGCAAGUACAGCUCAUUGACAGGCAGUGUGACACUGGAACUCAACUCCACAUUCCCUGUGUCAGUGAAUCUCUGUGAAUCAUCAGCUGGUAAGAACUGUGAGACAUCUGUAACCAGAUCAGCUUCAGAAGAUCAAAGCUGCUCCCGGGUUUCCGGUGUUUGUGCUCCAUCAUCUCCAUCACCGUUCCAUUUAUGGUCACUCCAGGUGUAUCCAUCCCAGGACUUCUCCUUCCACCUGCGGGUGUCCCCAGCGGGGGCAUCCGGAUGCUAUGACUUUAUAGUGGAUAUUUCACAAGUUACAGACUAUUACUUCAAUUUCUACCGACUCUGCGACUGAUACACUUGCUGAAGAGCUGGACAACCCAUAUAUAACCUUCCUCCUUGUACACAGAAGAUGCGUCUCUUGCCCCACAGACUGCAGGCAGCCACGGGGUCAGCCCCACCCGUCACUGGAUGUACAACACUGGACCAAACCAAGCAGCACUGGAACCUUCUGGGACCAACUGGAAAACCGAGAGAUCAUUCACACUGGAGACACAGGGAACCCUACCCCAAACAAGACAUGGGAUUUCCCUAGUCCAAAAGAGGGGAAUGAAUGGCUGAGAAUGGGUGUAGCUUCUCCCCCAGUUCAUGAUUUGUUUUUUUUUUUCUAUGUGUUUAAUAUUGUGAUUCUGUUACAACCCUUCUACUUAUUCCUGACUCUCCCCCCUCAAUCAAUCAGUUACCAGGAAAGAACCAUCUUCUACUUUCAAGAAACCCCAUUGCAGAUCUGUCGACAAGCAAUCUGAACUGAUAAGAUGCUGCAGCUAAAGGGUUGGAGAAGCUAUUUCGAGUUACUGAAAUAUUUGAACAGUUUUUGUGUUUUGUUGUAUUUUAUGGUUUGUUUUUUUUUUCUGUCUCGUGUUUUGUAUUUAAUUCUCUAACCAGAAAAGUGCACUUAUUCUCAACUUGGCAGUAAGGACCAAAAUCUAGCCCUGUAGAAAAGGGGCAACCAAAAGUGCCUGAAAGCGAGGCAACACCCCAAAGACUCUGUGAGCGCUUGGUGUGCCGAUGCCAUGCAAGAGAAAAAACAAACAAAAAAAAAAAAUUAAAUU
Messenger RNA from Nanorana parkeri, 4331 nucleotides. It is a transcript of the gene MYRF, whose product is annotated as myelin regulatory factor. The transcript is spliced from 29 exons. Gene Ontology annotation, biological process: protein autoprocessing; positive regulation of DNA-templated transcription; central nervous system myelin maintenance. Gene Ontology annotation, molecular function: sequence-specific DNA binding; DNA-binding transcription factor activity. Bases 356 to 3574 code for a protein of 1072 amino acids. The record is from RefSeq and is a predicted model, not a curated record. Gene Ontology annotation, cellular component: nucleus; endoplasmic reticulum membrane. Lineage: Eukaryota; Metazoa; Chordata; Amphibia; Anura; Dicroglossidae.